CCGAUUUUCGUGGUUCCUCCCCCUUUUCUGCGAUCGGUCAUGUUGGAAAAACGACCGAUUUUCGAUUCAAUGAUGCUCAAAUCGUACGAUCGUUUUUCCGAAUAGAAUAUGCGCAUGAGCCGUGACCUGGAAGGAACAGAAGUUUCGCCUGUUAUACGGGGUGAACUUUAUGACUCAGUCGGCCGAUAUUCAAAAUCAUUGAUGGCGCCGUCGGAUUACCGAGCAAACAAAGUUUUCAAUUUUUGGACGAAAAAUCGUUCGGCAUUCGAACCAUGUAUGGCCUUAAAAAAAAAGACAUAUAUGGUUUGUGAAUUUAUUUUUAAUUGCCAAAAAAAAGACAUAUAUGGUUUGUGAAUUUAUUUUAUUUAUUUUUAAUUGCAAAAAAAAAAAAAAAU
This is a messenger RNA of Staurois parvus, 395 nucleotides long. NCBI's taxonomy places the organism in Eukaryota, Metazoa, Chordata, Amphibia, Anura, Ranidae. The record is from the annotation of a GenBank genome assembly.